This is a messenger RNA of Eurytemora carolleeae, 1695 nucleotides long. RefSeq lists its product as uncharacterized. The transcript is spliced from 13 exons. Lineage: Eukaryota; Metazoa; Arthropoda; Copepoda; Calanoida; Temoridae. The coding region runs from base 90 to 1610 and encodes 506 amino acids. The record is from RefSeq and is a predicted model, not a curated record.
AUUUUGUUUCAGAGAAAAUGGCGCUUUCUGUUAAUCACGUGUACACCCUUACAUCACUCUGACCUGUAAAUGCAGUGGGGGAAGCUAGGAUGGAACGCACUUGCUUGCAGCCAGUGGGGGAAAUUAAAGAAAAAGAAACAUUCAUAUUAAAAUCCAACCUAGAAGCAGAUAUAGAAGAGAUAGAGUUAAUCUGUAAAAGUACAGAUAUUGACCUCCAUCUUGGAUUUGGCCCAGUUGGAAAGCAGGAAAAUGGUGCAAACAUGUCUACAUCAGCUGAUUUAAAGGUUGAGAACUGUAGAUGGGACCAGCUGGAUGUUAAUGAUAAGAGUAUCAUGAGACAAGAUGACGAUAUUCUUGAUGUAAAGGAAAUCAUAUUUGAUGAUUUACCUCUUCAAACUGGUCAGAUAGAGGUAGAGGACCAGAUAUUCAUGCUGAAAGAACAGUACAAAAACCUAGAGAAGGAAAAUAGAGAGUUGAGAAAAGAGCUUGCUCUGGCGAAGGAUGAAGUUCGGCAGAUGAAAGGUGAGGCGGAGAUAUGGCGAACACAAACAGAAGCCGGAGCCAGGGAGGAUGAACAUAUCAGCCUUCAGCUUCAGGACAACUUUCUUCUCUCUUCUCUUGACCACAUACUUUUUGAAAAGCAGAAACAGGUUUAUUUGCUGGGUGGAAUACAUAAUAAUCUUGGAUAUCAGCAGGAAAACAAAUCAGCUGAUGAGGAGAAUAAUAGGUUAUCAGCUAAUCUAACAAAUGAAGACUUUGUUGAUUCGCCAGACAUGUACAAUAGUGUACAGAGAACAAACAAAGGACUAAAUGGGGUUCAUUGUGAACAUGAAGACUCCAUACUACAAUUAGAGGAGAACUGUAUCAGAAUAUCAGAAAACCAAGAUGUGAAGUCUAAUGAGAGUAAGAAAAUGAUGAAAUCUUGUAAUAAAACUGUGCCAAAUAAACCUCAAUCUCCAAGUCACGACGCGAUAUCAAAAAAUUUAAAGAAUCUCCGAAAUGGCCACCGGAAGUCCAGCGAGCAUACUCCACGUGGUCAGAAGCAACGAAAUUCCCCCGGAACUCAUGACAAAAUAAAAACGGAAGAGAAAACGCAAUGCAAAUACAUCAAAAAUAAUGAAAAAAACAACGAAUCGGGCGGUCAGCAACCGAAAUCGGUGUCAGCAGAAAAGCUGACAAGGUCUAAAUCCGGCCAGGAUGCUGACAGCGGAAGUGAGAAGGAGAAUAUAUCCGGUGGCAGCCUGGCAAGCUUACGGAAGCUGCAACCUCGACUUAAGUUGGAUCUUAAACAAAACUAUGAAUAUAAACCAAAAAGAACUGGAGUAACACCUCUAAGCUGUUGUGUCUCUACAAUACCAACCUGGGACUCUUCCUUUCCCCCCACACCUACUCCUUCAUCAGCACUUAGACCUUCACUCUCACUUCAUAAUCUAGAAACUAGAAACUUUACCGAGGUCCUAAUUCCGACCCUGGCCCCUCCUUCAGGACAUAAGGUCCGCCCCCCGGUAUACAGCCCUAUAUCACCACCUGUUAAGAGUUCACGAAUAACAAACCAGUAUACGUCUCCAAUCUUCAAAACAAAUCUUUGUGUAGAGUUUUGUAAACAAUAAAAUGUUCUUAGAAAAUUAUAGUUUUAAAUCCUGUUUUGAAUUGUAACCUGUAAAGUUUAGAAAUAAACCCUGUUUAACUUCUUUA